AUGAGCUGGACGUGGUGGUGGCCAUCGGACUGGAAGUCAAUGCUAGAGCUUGAUAGUGAGCUAGACACGGUGCUGACAAUCGGGCUGGAAGCCGAAGUACUUUGCGAAACUAGCACAGAGCUCGAUAGUGAACUGGACGAGGUAGUAGCGGACGGAAGGCUUAUGCUACUACCAGACGACGAAGAGCUACCAGAUAAAGAGCUAGAACCAACGGAAGAGCUCGUCACGGUGCUCGGACUCAACAGCGUAGAAGAGGUAGACGUCAAGUUGAAGCUCAGACUCGAGGACGAGUUCGUAAUCGGGAAUAGCGUAGCAAAGCCGGUGGAGGUAUUUGGACCGGGUGUACUGGUUACGGGCUCAUUUGGCAGACUCGACGACGGUGUAGAGCUGGAUGUACUGAUUGGAGUGGAUGAUGUAGUCAAGCUCGAUAACGUCGUCGGUGCCGCAAUGGAACUCCCGGUUGAGGGCGUCAAGGAGGGCGACGAAGUGGAACCUGUCGAUGGCACGACGGAGGAGCUACCUGCACUGAUGGGAAGAGUAGAUGGAGCCAAGCUACUCAGCGAGAGGGAUGUAGACGUGGAUAGCGAUUGA
This is a messenger RNA of Alternaria ethzedia, 591 nucleotides long. RefSeq lists its product as uncharacterized. The record is from RefSeq and is a predicted model, not a curated record. Lineage: Eukaryota; Fungi; Ascomycota; Dothideomycetes; Pleosporales; Pleosporaceae. The coding region runs from base 1 to 591 and encodes 196 amino acids. The transcript is spliced from 2 exons.